This is a messenger RNA of Cannabis sativa, 2059 nucleotides long. RefSeq lists its product as uncharacterized. Gene Ontology annotation, biological process: transport. Bases 330 to 1835 code for a protein of 501 amino acids. The transcript is spliced from 5 exons. Gene Ontology annotation, cellular component: Golgi apparatus; membrane. Lineage: Eukaryota; Viridiplantae; Streptophyta; Magnoliopsida; Rosales; Cannabaceae. The record is from RefSeq and is a predicted model, not a curated record.
CUUCGUAUAUUUAAUCACUUCAUCAUUAUGAUCAUUUACAACAAAACAACGGCUCUGAUUAAAGUAUCGACACGUCACGCGAUGCAGCUGAUAAUUCCUCUGCCUCCUCCUUGUCCUCUCCCUCUUCUUUCCAACUCUUUUGUCCUUGAGCUCAUAAUAAGACUAGUUAGUAUUAGUAAGAAGUUAAGUAAGAGUAGUAAUAUGCAAGUUCUAUUAGAUUAUAGAAGAUCUCACAUUCUCAAACCACACUCCUCUCAAUCUCUUCUCAUCGUUUCAGAUCCAUAAUCUUCCGUACAAUAAUAGGGUUUCCUGUGCUUCGCUUUUCAACAAUGUCGUCCGUUUUGGCUCUACUCGUUGUUUUGAGCUUCGUUUGUGUCGAAGCUUCGGUCCACGACUACGCCGCUGUCAAAUUCGCCGCCAAAGGAAAUGCCUUCGUUGUUCAUGGAGGCAGCGAGGGGAUUUACUAUUCUGUCCCUGGUCGCAAUGAGACUGAUAUUUCUGCUGAUGGUGACUCUUUCAUACGCUUUGACAAAGUAACAUUUCGGAGAGCCAGAGACUAUACUAAUUUUAGCUCAGGCUUGGUCCAUGCCAUUAUUUUUGAAGUGGAAGAUAGGGAAACAAUUGGGGGUUCAGCAUACGGGGGUCAAAGAGCAGUAUGUUGCACAGGGGAUCUUGCAAAAUUGGGUGUAUGUAAAGAAGGAGAAGUCAUUCACCGCCCCUCACCUAAGAAUCCUGAUUGGCCUCAAGUUUUUGGUGUCUCAUUUGAUGUAAAUGAAGAAAUUACUACAUUGCCUUCAAAGUCCAUAGAGAUUACUAGAACAGGAAUGUAUAACUUGUAUUUCAUACACUGUGAUGUUAGGCUUGAGAAUGUGGUUGUAGAGGGGAAAACUGUAUGGAAAAACCCAAAUGGAUAUCUACCGGGCAGAAUGGCACCACUUAUGAAAUUUUAUGGGCUCAUGUCAUUUGCUUUUGUAUUACUUGGGCUCUUUUGGUUCUCACAGUAUGCAAGAUUUUGGAGAGAAGUUCUGCCUCUGCAGAACUGUAUUACUCUAGUGAUUACGCUGGGCAUGUUGGAAAUGGCUCUGUGGUACUUUGAUUAUGCAGAAUUCAACGAGAAUGGAAUCAGGCCCACCGGGAUAACUCUAUGGGCUGUCACCUUUGGUGCUAUUAAACGUACUGUUGCACGAUUGAUCAUUUUAAUGGUGUCCAUGGGUUAUGGUGUUGUCAGACCUACCUUGGGUGGAAUUACAUCAAAGGUGGUUAUGCUUGGAGCAACCUUCUUUGUGGCAUCUGAAGUUCUUGAGAUGGUAGAAAAUGUUGGUGCAGUCAGUGAUCUUUCUGGAAAGGCAAGAUUGUUUUUGGUUCUUCCUGUGGCUGUAUUGGAUGCUUUCUUCAUCCUUUGGAUAUUUUCAUCCCUCUCAGCAACUUUAAAGAAGCUUCAGGCCAGGCGAAUGUUGAUUAAACUAGAUAUUUACAGGAAGUUCACAAACGCUUUGGCAGUAGCUGUUAUUGUUUCCGUUGGUUGGAUAUGCUAUGAGCUUUACUUCAAAUCUAAGGAUAUUUACAAUGAGCAGUGGCAAAAUGCUUGGAUUAUCCCUGCCUUUUGGCAAGUCCUAUCUUUUUCGGUUCUCUGUGUCAUCUGUGCCCUUUGGGCCCCAUCCCAGAACUCAAUGAGGUAUACUUACUCCGAUGAUGGAAAUGAAGAGUUCGACCGUGAUGAUACGUCUUUGACACUCAUAAAACCAUCUCCAAUUCCAUCUAAAGAUGUUCGCCCCGUGCCAGAAGCCAGAUCUCUAGAUGUGGAUGGUGAUUUGGAAGAAGACAAGACAGAAUGAUGUAGAACAGUCAGUGCCUGCGAUAUAUUGAUACCAUCUCAGUAAUUAUUAUACAAGAGGGGAAAAACUCAACUUUGAGAUGGUGCCAUUUUAGCCUUUUGUUCAUUUUUGUUCAUGUUACUUUUCUUAGCUAUUUGUUCAUUGGGUUAUUACUUAAUAUAGAUUGAAUAGUUACUCUGUGAUGAAGAAAAAUAUAUCAUUGCUUAAAUGGAAUUCUUUACUCA